AAAAAAUGGUACGCGCUAACAUGAAGACCGGACCAAUUCGUAACAAGUUGAUGGAUGAUGGCGUGGUGUUUGUGCCGAAUGUUAGUGCAUGUCAGAAGAUAUUUAUGUCAGUUCUUGACGAUGAAGCACGUCAUUGGUUUCUGUAUCUCGUCAAUAUCUAGCAAAAAACUGCAUUUUUGCUUGACAGUCUACCUUCAACUAGUGAGGCGAAUCGUAAGCGUAAAUCAGCACUAUGCAAGAAAUUGUUGUCCAAAUUGGAUGAUAUUUUCAAACUGGAGCGCAUGAGCAAUGUAGCAGUACCAAAUUUUGGAGAUUUCAAUUUUGAAGAGCUACGAGUUCAAGGGCAAAGGAAUAGUACCAAGUGUGGUGUGCACGUCAUGCAGUGGAUGCGCUAUGGAUCCAAGGAUCUGGAUAGAGUGGAGAAGAACACAGAUUACAGGCUCGAAAGGAGAUUCUAUGGUAUCUGGCUACACAUUCUGAAAACCGUGCACGAGAAAAUAUUUUCAAGCAUAUAGUAGAUGAAUGCAUGGAACGAGG
Molecule: messenger RNA, 537 nt
Organism: Linum tenue
Lineage: Eukaryota; Viridiplantae; Streptophyta; Magnoliopsida; Malpighiales; Linaceae
Source: the annotation of a GenBank genome assembly